AUGACCACAUUCGGUGUCGUGGGACUCGCUCUUUUGGUGCUGCUUUCAGCGGCAGGGGCAGCAAAGCUACAACAAAAAGAGUACAAUUACUACAAGUAUCACCCCAUGUCAGAGAUAUCUGAGUGGAUGGUCCAGAUUGCAAAGGAUCACCCUGACAUUGUAACAAGGAUAGAGUACGGAAGGACCUACAAGUUCAGGACUAUUACCAUGCUGAAGGUUGGUGUGAAUACUGGAGAGAAGAAGAAAGCUGUCUGGAUGGACUGUGGUAUUCACGCAAGGGAAUGGAUCGCUCCCGCCUUCUGUCAGUACUUUGUCAGACAGAUCCUGCAAACAUACAAGAGUGACCCAAAAAUAGGAGAGAUGAUGAAGAACAUGGACUUUUACAUAACCCCGGUGCUCAACAUGGACGGCUACAUCUAUUCAUGGAGGGACAACUCAACCCGUCUGUGGAGGAAGAACAGGUCUCCAGGGCCUGCAGGCUGCAACUGCUCCGGGACUGACCUCAACCGUAACUUCAAUGCCAAUUGGGGCACGGUGGGGGUGUCAUUUGACUGCUGCAAACAAACCUUCGGCGGCAGAGCUUCUGAGUCUGAGCCUGAGACUCAGGCCGUCACCUACUUUGUAGGAAGCCGAAAGGAGGACUUUCUGUGUUUCCUCACCAUCCACUCCUACGGCCAGCUGCUCCUGGUUCCCUUUGGACAUCCUAACUUCACUGCCCAAAACUACAAGGAGCUGAUGGAUGUCGGUUUGGGUGCAGCGGAGGUCAUCAAGAAGGUCCACGGAAAGACCUACAGAGUAGGAACUUCACCUGACAUAUUAUAUGCCAACUCUGGGUCCUCCAGAGACUGGGCUCGACUACAAGAAAUCCCCUUCUCCUACACCUUUGAGCUAAGAGAUGAGGGACAUUAUGGCUUCGAGCUUCCUGAGGAUCAGAUCCAGCCCACAUGUGAGGAAGCCUACAGCGGAGCUCUGCACAUCAUCACCUACGCACACGACAAAGUCUUUAACAGUGCCGUGGCAUCCACUGGCGCAACACUCUGGACCAUGCUAGUAGUGGUAGGAGUCACCAGUGUUAUGUGA
Dunckerocampus dactyliophorus (ringed pipefish) is the source of this 1080-nucleotide messenger RNA. RefSeq names its product carboxypeptidase O (gene cpo). The transcript is spliced from 9 exons. Gene Ontology annotation, biological process: proteolysis. The coding region runs from base 1 to 1080 and encodes 359 amino acids. Gene Ontology annotation, molecular function: metallocarboxypeptidase activity; zinc ion binding. Lineage: Eukaryota; Metazoa; Chordata; Actinopteri; Syngnathiformes; Syngnathidae. The record is from RefSeq and is a predicted model, not a curated record.